UUUCCGUUCGACUGGGAACACUGGGCCUAGAUCCAUGAAGCUAGGAAAGCGUGGCUCGGACUGCCACCACUUAGAGAAGCCAACAUUAAAUGCAAUGAGUUUAUUAGGGAAUCCAGCUCCAGGACCCGUGAGCUCUUUUAGGCGAUAGGGCGGCGCUGGUGGCAGUCCCGGCCUCCCAACGCGAGGGGGCGCUGUGAGCUCCGUGUGGCAUCUUGGGCGCUGGGAGGUUACUGCGCAAGCGCAUUCAGGGCUUUUUUUUCCAUCCACACGUGUGAAACUUCCCGGCAAGGCUCUCGAGAAAAAUGCCCAAAUUGAAAGCGGCUCGUGGGGCCGGGGGUCAGGAAAAGCAUGCGCCCCUGGCCGAGCAAAUCCUGGCUAGGGACGCGGUGCGGGCAGGGGCCCGGGAAAAGCGACGGGGUCGUGGAACCGGAGAAGAGGAGGAAGAGUACGUGGGGCCCCGGCUGACCCGACGGAUUUUGCAGCAAGCGCGGCAACAGCAAGAGGAGCUCGAGGCCGAGCAUGGGACCGGGGGCAGGCCCGCGGCGCCGCGGGAGCGCACCACGCGGCUGGGAGUGCCACAGGAUGGAUCAGAUGACGAGGAGUGGCCCACUCUGGAGAAGGCUGCCACCAUGACAGGGCCAGACUACCACGCGGAGGUGGUUGUGGACCCCGAGGAUGAGCGGGCCAUUGAGAUGUUCAUGAACAAGAACCCUCCUGCCAGACGCACCCUAGCUGACAUCAUCAUGGAGAAGUUAACUGAGAAGCAGACGGAAGUCGAGAUGGUCAUGUCCGAGGUGUCAGGCUUCCCUGUGCCCCAGCUGGACCCCCGGGUCCUGGAGGUCUACAGAGGGGUCCGGGAGGUGUUGUCUAAGUACCGCAGUGGGAAACUGCCCAAGGCAUUUAAGAUCAUCCCUGCCCUCUCCAACUGGGAGCAAAUCCUCUACGUCACAGAGCCUGAGGCCUGGACCGCUGCUGCCAUGUACCAAGCCACGAGGAUUUUCGCCUCUAACCUAAAGGAACGUAUGGCCCAGCGCUUCUAUAACCUGGUCCUGCUCCCCCGGGUGCGAGAUGACAUUGCUGAGUACAAGCGACUCAACUUCCACCUCUACAUGGCACUGAAGAAGGCUCUAUUCAAGCCUGGAGCCUGGUUUAAAGGCAUCCUGAUCCCGCUGUGCGAGUCGGGCACCUGUACCCUCCGGGAAGCCAUCAUCGUGGGCAGCAUCAUCACCAAGUGCUCCAUCCCUGUGUUGCACUCCAGUGCAGCCAUGCUGAAAAUCGCAGAGAUGGAGUACAGCGGUGCCACCAGCAUCUUCCUGAGGCUGCUGCUGGAUAAGAAGUACGCGUUGCCCUACCGGGUGCUGGACGCCUUGGUCUUCCACUUCCUGGGUUUCCGGACGGAGAAGCGUGAGCUGCCCGUGCUCUGGCACCAGUGCCUCCUGACUUUGGUCCAGCGCUACAAGGCUGACCUGGCCACAGAGCAGAAGGAGGCCCUCCUGGAACUGCUUCGGCUGCAGCCCCAUCCCCUGCUGUCCCCCGAGAUCAGGCGUGAGCUUCAGAGUGCCAUCCCCCGAGAUGUAGAAGAUGUUCCCAUCACCAUGGAGUGACGGAGCAGUGCUCGUCCUGGUCUGCAGGGCAUGGGAGGACACCAGGAUCCCUGCUGCUGACUAAAGGUGACACUGAGCCUUUAUAGCCGAAGACCCAGUUCAGGGCCACGAGAGGUCACGGGCCUCUGAUUCCCCAGUUCCUGACAGGGAGAACUGAGUCUGGCCGGCUCUCUCUUCCAUUCUAGGCCUGCAUCCCUGCUCAGUUCUGGGACCUGACUUGAAACUCCACAGCCUAACAGUCCCACUUCCCAGCUGGGGGUUGGAGUGGGUACUUUCUCUCAGGCUGUUGUGUCAGUUCACUGGGAGGUAGAUAAAAACAAAAGGCAGGUAUUUAUUGAACUUCAGUGUUUUGAUGUGGUGGAUGGAGAUCUUUCUGCUUUCCCUCUUUUGUGGAGGUGGGCACUGCAUCCCUGCUCCUGUGUAGCAGUGGUUUCUUCCCCGGUUUACAUGGGAGCCGUGCCCCCCUCAGACAAGUUUGUUUCUCGAGGCUGUACCCACCCUGCCAGCCCCUAGAGGGCACAGCCUUUGCCUUCCCCUGACACAGCCUACUUUGGGAGAAUGCCAGCAACCAGGAGGUUGUUCACAAGAUGGUCUCAGCUGUGGUUGGAAGAGCUAGGAGAAAGCACCUAGAGGAAAGUGGAGAUACAGAGGCGAGAAAGGUCAAGCUCGGGGUCACCGCCAGACCAGUGCCCUAACUUUCUUAGCUAAUGAAAGCUUUAGACCAAGGGUUGGCAAACCAGGGUCACAUGCCUGUUUCCUUAUGGCCCGUGAGCUAAGAAGUUUUACAUUUUUGAAUGGCUAGGGAAAAAAUUGAAAGAAGGGUAUUUUGUGAUAGGUGAAGAUUAUAUGAAAUUCAGAUUUCAGUGUCCAUAAAUAAAGUCUUAUUAAGAUGCAGCCACACCCAUCCAUUUCCAGGUUCUCUCUGGCUGCUUUCAUGCCACAGCAGCAGAGGCGAGUACAGUCUGGCUAGAACCCUUGUUACGUGCUUUGGAGAAUGUGAAUUCGUUCCAGCCUAAUUACUGUAUUUGGGAGGAAUUUGAUCAUAAAGCAAAUUUCACAUUUAUAUGCAGUUUUGUCUUUGAGAAACACUAGGUGAAAGCAGAAAACUGUACCCGGCUGAGCUGAGCCAGAUGAUACACGGAACGCACAUACCUCAGACAUGUGCGAGCGACACCAGUUCACCUUGCGGGUUGGUACCACACCCACAUCUGGUGUUACAACCCGCCUUCCACAUCCUUCCGACCUCCACUUCCACAGCAGACUUCAGGUGUUGUUUGUUUUUCAAGAUAAAGGGCCAUGUUUAUUGCAGUAUGUGUUUUUAACCAUUUAAUGGGUAAAAGCACUAUCUUUCCUUUUUUUAAAAGACAAGUCUCCCUCAUUAAGUAUGAGUAUAGUGCCUCAAGCCCCAUUUUCCCCAUAAGCCCUGUGGUUUUUAUUGUGCAAUUUUGCAUGGUGCGGUGAUUUUUAGGAAUGCAUAGAUCACGUUAUGAAGCAAAACUGACUGUAUGUGGGGCAGAGACCAUAUGGCCCACAAAACCUAAAGUAUUUACUCUGGUCCUUUACAGAAAAGGCUUGGCGACCCCUACUUGAGACCACUGAUUUCCACCCUCUAGAUAUAGGCUUUUGCCCACACUGCCAUCCAAUCCAAGAAGCCAAAGAGAGUUUUAUUUCAGAAUCUUUAUUAAGGUAGCGUGAUGGUCCUGGGCCACCAGCCUGGACCUUGUGGCCUCGGGAAAGACCUGUGUCAACAGGGCUUGCCUCCCUCUCCAGACAGGGGGCUUGGUCACCUCCAGGUCAUUGCUACUUCAUCCCCCAGCCUUGCAGGAUGGAGCAGAGGGCCAGAGGGAGAGGAGGGCGUGGCCCCACCCCAGGCUGUAGCAGCUCCUCGGCCAUGAAGAUCCUCUAGCGGUAGGAUAGGGGAGGAAUGCAGCAACCACCAGGGUCACCACCACUCAGGGUAGAUGGGCCCCACCACACCCUCUUACAGCUGUACUCAAAGCAAUUAAUAAAUUAAAACAACCUCUUCCUUCAGCACUGCCCCUCCACCCCCCAAUCACACAGGAGAAGCUGAGCAGAAAGCAAAGCGAGGAGGUUGGUUCCUGCCCCUCAGACAGAGGCCAGGGCCCCUCCCUCUAGGAGCAGCUGAGAGCAUGGAUUAUGCAGGGGCCUCCAAGUGCAUUGAGAGGAGAUGUCCACUCUUUCUUCUCACAUGUGUCUAGAACAUGUGAGGAUUCUUCAGAAAGACCCCAAUCCAAAUGCAGUAACUAGGGAAUUCCCUGGCAGUCCAGUGGUUAGGACUCCGCGCUUUCACUGCCGAGGGCCCGGGUUCAACUUUGGCAGUUGAGAACACGAGAGCCCCAGAGAUAAGGGGGCCCCCAAAAGGAAUGCUGGCACAUGUAUUCUACAGACUUCAAUUUCAUCUCUGGCCAGCCUGGCCCGCCCCCAGCUAGGACCGGGAUGGGGGCUGAGCUGGUCAGAUGCAGGGAGGAGGAGGAGCCUGACUGGCCACCCGCCGCAGCUGGCCAGGCCCCUUAGUGCACACUGCAGGGACAGGUAGGACCCGACCCCUUCGGCUUGCGACAGGCAAGUAGGAAGGAGCCCCCUCGGGCUUCAGCUGUGGCAUGGUUCGUUCCUGCAGGCAGGGAGGGGGGUGGCAGUGUCCCCUCCUCUGCUGUCGGUGGCCACUCGAGGGGGCCUCGCCAGGGCUACAGGUGGAUGGCUGUGACAUCUGUGGGAGUGCUGGUCUGGCUGGGCCCCUGGCUGCUGGAGCCCCUGGGGGCUUUGGGCACUGGACUGGGGGAGGUCUGGGCGGCUUCCCUGAGGCUCUCCCUGAGGGCAGCUUCAAUCUGCUCCUGACAGGCCCGCAGGCAGUCCUGGGAACAAGGGGGAACGGUGAGGAAGGUCCACGUCCCUCCCCCCAUAGCAUGUGGCAGCAGGUGCUGGAGGACACCUCCCAGCACACAGGGAAGUCUGGGGAGGUUAGGCCACAGCCCAACCCCAGGAAUCAGCUUUCAAUUCUCAGAAACUGGCAAGAGGAUGUGGCAAGAGGGUGUGAGAGCAGCCCAGCAUCUGACACCAAAUCCCCCACCCCCACUCCUGCACACCGUUUGGCAAGAAAAGGGUACCCAGGGACAGUGCCCUUCAGCCCGCCCAAGACACUUGCUCUUCUGCAGACCAAGGAAGGAGAUAAAAGGCCACAGAAGCCCCAAAAGCAGGGCACUCAAAACCAGGAGUGGAGACGGGGCCGGGGGUGGGGGGGCGACAGCUCCCUCUGCUGGAGGCUCAGGGAAUAUAGCGCUGCCUCGUGAACUGAGGCCACUUGCCCAGCUGCCCAGCACUCACCACUUCAGUGCCUGUGAUCCCUGCCAGCAGCUCUGUGAGCUCAUCCCCAGAUGUGGAGCAGGCACCCAGGCCUUGCACUGCAGCUCCAAUGCUUCCCGUGGCAAUCAUGGAUGGCGGGUACAUGGCAAAGGUGUAAUCUUGGAAAGAGAGGGGACCAUGAGGCAAGGGUGGUUUCAAGGAUAACAACCAGCACGCACCUUCUAUUACCCAGAAGUGCCAGGCCGUGUGAACAGAGCAGGGGUCUUCUUGAAAACCCCAGCAGCGAGUGGUGUCAGAUAGCAGGGGAGAAAUGCAGGAAAGGGGCUCUUUACUGGAGAGGGUCGGGUCCAGGGUGGUCUGUAAGUGAUCCUGGCCAGGGACCAGGGAGUGAAUGAGUCUCUUCCUGGUGUGGACACAAAAUCAGGGUUAAGAGACCUGGUUUCUGCUCGCAACUUAGUCACUGUAAGACCCUGGGCAAGUCACUUCUCUCUAAGCUCUCAGUGACCCACCUACAUACUUGGGGGGUGGGGGGGUGGUCUCUUGAGAUCCCAUACAGCUCUGCUGCUUUUCUGUAUUGAGACUGGGGGCUCAGAGGGAACAGAAUUUUCACAAAUAAAUUUUGAGAAGAAAUUUAAGAAACCAGAAAUCUGU
Messenger RNA from Globicephala melas (long-finned pilot whale), 5576 nucleotides. RefSeq names its product bystin like (gene BYSL). Lineage: Eukaryota; Metazoa; Chordata; Mammalia; Artiodactyla; Delphinidae. Gene Ontology annotation, cellular component: preribosome, small subunit precursor; cytoplasm; nucleolus. Gene Ontology annotation, molecular function: snoRNA binding. The record is from RefSeq and is a predicted model, not a curated record. Gene Ontology annotation, biological process: rRNA processing.